Molecule: messenger RNA, 4061 nt
Organism: Podarcis muralis (Common wall lizard)
Lineage: Eukaryota; Metazoa; Chordata; Lepidosauria; Squamata; Lacertidae
Source: RefSeq, a predicted model, not a curated record
GACCAAAGGGAGUUAUCAGUUCCUGCUGGUGCACAGUUGAUGGGAUGAAGCUCAAGGGGGGAGCGGGUGGCUGGACUUGACGGCCAGCCAGCCAGGGAGGACCUGUUGCCUCUCCUCGACGCCUCUGCAGGGCUUGGGGUGGAGAGGCUCUGGAUGCUCCCAUCCUCCUUGGAGGUCGUCCUGCCUCCUUGGCCCUGCCCUCCCGUCCAAUAAGGAGAGGUUGCCUUGACACCUGCUUAUAUACCGAAGACGGCAGCAGCCUCCAAAUCUCCAGCGCUGGGUUGGGGGAAGAGGGGAGAAAAUACACACAUAAACACACACCCACACACUCCCCUCUCUCCAUACCUAUUUCAAGCCACAGACUUAGGGAGACAGUCGCCCCGUCGGGCAAGGAGGAGAAGGCUCCCGAGACGAUGACCUCCAGCAAAAUUGAGAUGCCAGGUGGGCUGAAGGCGGACCCGGCGGCUCUGAUGGCUUCUCUGCAUUUGCUCCCGUCUCCCACCCUCAACCUGGAGAUCAAGUACACCAAGAUUUUUAUCAACAACGAAUGGCAAAACUCAGAGAGUGGGAAAGUAUUCCCUGUGUCCAACCCUGCAACAGGAGAGCAGAUCUGUGAGGUGCAAGAGGCUGAGAAGCCUGACACAGACAAAGCCGUGAGGGCCGCUCGCCUCGCCUUCUCUCUGGGCUCCGUGUGGAGGAGGCUCGAUGCCUCGGAAAGGGGGCGCCUUUUGGACAAGCUGGCUGACCUGGUGGAAAGAGACAGAGCCUUACUGGCUACCAUGGAGUCACUGAACAGUGGGAAGCCCUUCCUGCAGGCUUUCUAUGUUGACCUUCAGGGUGUCAUCAAGACUUUGCGCUAUUAUGCUGGCUGGGCAGACAAAAUCCAUGGAGCGACCAUUCCUGUGGACGGAGAUUAUUUCACCUUUACAAGACAUGAGCCCAUCGGUGUGUGUGGACAGAUCAUCCCUUGGAAUUUCCCCCUGCUGAUGUUUGCGUGGAAGAUUGCACCUGCUCUCUGCUGCGGCAACACCAUCGUCAUCAAGCCGGCAGAGCAAACGCCGCUGACCGCGCUCCACAUGGGAGCCCUCAUCAAGGAGGUGAGCAGAGCAGCGGGGCUGGGUUUCCCACCCGGAGUGGUCAAUAUCGUGCCAGGAUUUGGACCCACCACCGGCGCAGCGAUUGCUUCUCACGUGGGGAUUGAUAAGAUUGCCUUCACUGGAUCCACCGAGGUUGGCAAGUUGAUCCAAGAAGCGGCUGGGAGGAGUAACUUAAAGAGGGUGACGCUGGAACUUGGGGGGAAGAGCCCCAAUAUUAUCUUUGCAGAUGCCGACUUGGAUUACGCAGUGGAGCAGGCACAUCAAGGGGUCUUUUUCAACCAAGGCCAGUGCUGCACCGCCGGCUCCCGGAUCUACGUGGAGGAGCCCAUCUACGAGGAGUUUGUUCGGAGGAGCGUUGAGCGCGCCAAGAGGAGGGUGGUGGGGAGUCCUUUUGACCCCACCACAGAACAAGGACCACAGAUUGAUAAGAAACAAUACAAUAAGAUCCUGGAACUGAUUCAGAGUGGCAUUGCUGAAGGCGCAAGGCUGGAAUGUGGAGGCAAAGGACUGGGAAGGAAGGGAUUCUUCAUUGAGCCCACGGUCUUCUCCAAUGUAACGGAUGAUAUGCGCAUUGCCAAGGAAGAGAUCUUUGGGCCUGUUCAAGAAAUCCUGCGGUUUAAAACCAUGGAUGAAGUCAUUGAAAGAGCCAACAAUUCAGACUUUGGACUGGUUGCUGCCGUCUUCACCAAUGACAUCAACAAGGCCUUGACCGUUUCCUCCGCAAUGCAAGCAGGAACUGUCUGGAUCAAUUGCUACAACGCCUUAAAUGCCCAGAGUCCUUUUGGAGGAUUCAAAAUGUCUGGCAAUGGGAGAGAGAUGGGAGAGUGUGGACUGCGAGAAUAUUCCGAAGUGAAGACUGUGACGAUAAAGGUUCCUCAGAAGAACUCGUAAGAAGACAAUGUGCCGAUCACUGCAGUACAUCAAGUGACCCUCUGUAUUCCUUUUAUGGGGACUAGCACUCAGGAAUUUUUAAAAAAACAACGACACGGAUUUCUUUUUUAAAUAGCAUUGCAACCAGGCUUGCCAUUAAGCUGGGUGGGUUUUCACCCCACUGUUGGCCACAAACCACUCGUUUAAUAUAGUACAGUUAGAAAACAUUCAGAAAUGUUCCCACUAUAGAAAUUGCAAGUAAACACACGCUAUCGUGUUCCUGAAAAGAACUGUUUUAAACUGACCUUCCCAACCAUCAUGUCCUUGAUUUGCUCCAUUCUUGUAUGACGUUGGCGCUGCAACUGGAUUCAUUGGGGGACCCAAAACUCAGCACCAGCCACUUACCAGAAACAUCAGCCCCAAGGCUGGAGGUGGGCAACUUAACUGGAGAUUGUAAUGUGCGUUCUUGAAAGCAUAAUCCUUUUCUCCUGAAGUGAGUUUGUAUUCCUCCUCAUUUCAGGGAAGCUUGCAGAAACACAGUGCUCCAACAGAUAAAACGAGGGUAGAGUUUUGGACUCUCUCUGUAGCUGCAGGUGUGUCUUCGUAAGGAAACCAUUUCCCUUUUGGAUCUGACAUAAAGCGCACUUGCAGUAUAGCCACCACCACCACCUCCCCCCCCCCCCAAAAAAGGCUGGUUGUGUUUACAAAUGCUCUUCUAGACAGAAAGGCAGGAGCUGAGUGAGAGGAAAGGGGCCACUUCAGCCACCUGCUCCCAGGUAGAGUUAUGAGGGAGCAGAUUCCUGGAACUGGACCCUCUUCAGCUGCAAGCUGGAUUUCUACCAUCAGUGUUGCAGCUGAUGAGGGGCAGCGAACGUGAGGAGGAAGAGCAUGCCUGGAACCCCAUGGCACAAUCUGCACAAAUGGAGCUGUGGGAAAAUGGAAAUGAGCCCAUUGCAUCCCUGGGGGCAGUUCCAAAUCCUGAGCAGAAUUUGAGGUUUCGAUGAUCAAAUCGGCAGGUUAACUGCAACCUCACAGCUCCCUCCAUUCAGAGCAGUGCUAAAUGGCUUUAGUGACAAGGGGCUGCUGUCAGCCAUGUUCUGCAUCAUUUUUGCCCCCCUUCAUCAUGCUUUGCCUAGCACCCCCAAAUCAGUGGCAGCAGCUGGGAGACAAACAUGGUGCCAUCACACCAUAUGAUAUGUUAAUGUGUGGGGAAAGGAGUCCCACUGCAUCCAAAAUGGCUGUUGCUGAUUUGGCCCCUGGAGCAAGGAGGAACCUCCCUCUGCAGUUCGUCUGUCUUUUUUCUGACUUUUUUGCAGGCAGGUCCUCAUUUCACGUAGGAAGGUGAAACAGUGGCAAGUGACCUGGGCUUUCUGUGACUUUCACUCUUGACUGAAGCCUUGCAAAAAAUAAAAAUAAAAAUGAUCCUUUGGCCGUGGUUCUGCAGAACAGUGGUCUGACUUGAGAAAUUGCAAAUUUUUGUUUAUUAUUAUUAAAGACCAACUUGCCAAAAAGAAAAGCUGAGUAAGGAGGAGGCAAUCCCUAGAUUUGUCAUGGCUACUCUUAACCAUACCAGUUCCAAGUACACUUGCCAGCCCUCCUCUCGUGAAGGAAGGACAUUCACUGCUGCUGCUCCUUCCAUAAUGGUAUUCAGCAGUUUGUGGCCGGCCUUUGAGAAGCACUCGAUUUAGGGCCAAGGGGGCGCAAAAUUGAGAAGAUCCAUUUGGGGGUGCCAAACUUUGGCCUCCCCCAGGGUGCCAUAUUACGAAAGAUGACUAAAGUCUGCCCCUGUUUUGAUUGUCACCUCCUUUGCAGCCGCAGCCUCUCAGUGCUACUUGAAUGAGAAAUCUACUUGUUUUUUAUUCCCCAAAACCAACAUUGCUCCUGUUGCAUAAGGAUAUAAAUGCAUGCAGAAGGGGACUGCUAGGUGAUGCUGCCAGGUGAGCAUUAGUGGCACCAGCCAAGGGUGUGGGUGCUGCAACAGCGUGGUUUCCCUCAAGGAGGCCAGAUCCACAUACAGAGGCCCACAAUGUCAUCACUUUCCCACUUUUUCUAAUGGUUCCACUCCGUUCAUCUAUUUGUGCUUCUGGCUGCCAA